Molecule: messenger RNA, 2660 nt
Organism: Vitis riparia (riverbank grape)
Lineage: Eukaryota; Viridiplantae; Streptophyta; Magnoliopsida; Vitales; Vitaceae
Product: BEL1-like homeodomain protein 11
Exons: 5
Coding region: 1004-2383 (459 amino acids)
Biological process (GO): regulation of transcription by RNA polymerase II
Molecular function (GO): RNA polymerase II cis-regulatory region sequence-specific DNA binding; DNA-binding transcription factor activity, RNA polymerase II-specific
Source: RefSeq, a predicted model, not a curated record
GCGCGACAACCCAUUUUCAUUUUUUACACUCUUUCCCUUGAGAGAUUGUGAUUUCAGUGUCCUUUCAACAUCUCUAUGUAUCACUGCAAUACCUAACAGGAAAAAGUUAGAUAUUCCCAUAUGGUUUACAGACUCACAAGCAGACAAUCUUAAAACUGGGAGUGUGCAAAAGAUAGCCCACUUUUUAUCUUUCUUUUUACAGAUUAACAGCAGCCCCAGUUCUCAGACCAAUUCAACAUAUUGAGCUCUUCCCCACCUCUCCCCCUCUGAACCAACUGCCAACAUGAGAAGAGAGAGAGAGAUGCAGCGAGUUGCAGUGUUUCAAGCUCAAAGUACUUUUGAGCCUCCCAAAGAAAUGUAACCAUAGGCAUUAAAGCUGAAUGGUAGAUGCUUUUGCUUGUUGUUUUGUUGUCAGGGGAAUGGGGGGACCAUCUUUUCCCCGUUACUUUCUGCAUUUUUACCUAGCUGAUUAGCUUUGCUACUUUGGAGAACUUGCAGAGGCCUAUGUUCUAGCUUCUGUAGCUCUGCUGCUUAUAUGUUUAGACCUGUUGAAAGAAAAAAAGAGUGUGUCAUGUGUGUAUGGGAGAAGUGCGAACCAUUGCUUUCUUCUUUGAAUUAUUAUCUUCCAAGGUGCAGAUUAUCAUUAUUAUUAUUAUAGAUUUUCCAGUUCAGAGUUGGGUCGUGCCUUUAGAUGGCUUUUUGCAUGAUAAACCGAUGUCUGUCUCCCUGAAAUGACUAUAGUUUUGAACACAUGAAAAACUCAGAAGUCUCGGCCUGUUGCAUAAGCCUUUAUGAUUGUUUGUGGCUUUCAAAGUCUAGUCAUAUGGAAUUUUAACUUGUUUGCUUUGACAAGACACGGUUCUAAAAUCUCGGGUUUAUCAUUCCUCAAGCCCCACAAAUGAGUGAAAUUGGAUUCUCAUUCUCAUGGAUUCCCCCUUCAAAAUUUAAGUUCCCCUCACUGAAAUUUCAACCAAAAAUCUCUUGAGACGCUUCUCUGAUUACCAUGGUCUCCCAAGAAUCAUCCCCCAACCCAACUUCAAGCAUUUUGCACCAGUUCAUCAUCUCUGACUCCUUCACGAGUCCAAACCAAUUUGAAAACCAUCAUUUUGAUGCUUAUGGAUCUGAUUUAAGAGGCAGUAACACAUUUCCUCAGUCUCUCGGCGUCUUGCCCAGCAUUCAGUCUCUCGGAGAAAGAAUGUCUAGAUCAAUAGACCUUGUUCAAGCUCCUGCAGUAGGAGAAGAGUCUGAGAUCAGCCACACCAGACACUUCAUGGAUCUUCUUGGAGCUGCAAAUGAGUCCAAUCACCAAGCUCACAGGCUCUCGCUCUCCCUAGGCUCUCAUGUGCUAAUGCCUUCCGUUCAUUACAGGCAAAGACCCUUAAACUCGGACUUCGUGAGCUCCAAUUACUUAUUUUCUGGCGAAGAAGCAAGAGAAGCUUGCAACCCAGGAGUGGAGCGCCUGUGUGAUGAUUAUUCUUAUGUGAGUAGCGCCUUUGCUACACCUUCAACCUCUCUCAAUCGCUCUUGUUCCACUUCCUAUGGAACAGAGUCUUUUGUCAAUGCAGUCGGGAACUCAAGAUAUUUAAGACCAACUCAGUCCCUCCUUGAAGAAGUUGUUAACGCGGGUGGCAAGGCCAUUGACUUGAGCAAUGAAAAAUAUAUCGGUAGGUUGUCCCGAAGUGGCAGAAGAGGAGCUCUAGGAUUUGCUUCUGAGCUAAAAGCAGAAUUGUGUGGGAAUGGAUCAUUAUCAGCUGAAAAACAAGAUAUUCAGAUAGAAAUAGCGAAACUUAUUGGCUUGUUGGAGGAGGUUGAGAGCAGAUAUGAGGAGUACUAUCAUCAAAUGGAAGACGUGGUAUCCUCCUUCGAGGUGAUAGCAGGUGUGGGAGCAGCCAAGUCUUACACUGCUCUUGCCCUUCAGGCCAUGUUUAGACAUUUUUGCAGCUUGAGAGAUGCCAUUAUAUCUCAAAUCAAUGUGGCAAGAAGAAAGCUUGCCCAAGAUUUGCCGAAAAUCAGCACAGGAUUUUCACAACUUAGCUUGUUUGACCAAGAGGGUAGAAACAGCCGAAUGUCUCUUCAACAGCUGGGAAUGUUCCAAAGCCACCGGCAAGCAUGGCGACCCAUAAGGGGAUUGCCGGAGACCUCUGUGGCUAUCCUUCGGUCAUGGCUCUUCGAACACUUUCUCCACCCUUACCCAAAUGACUCUGAGAAGUUAAUGUUGGCAUCACAGACAGGCCUGACUAAGAACCAAGUCUCAAAUUGGUUCAUAAAUGCUCGGGUUAGACUAUGGAAGCCUAUGAUAGAAGAAAUGUACAAAGAGGAGUUUGCAGAGUCUUCAGUAGAGUCGGAUCCAUUAGUAGCGAGCAGUUCCACAAGGUGCGAGUGAUAAUGGAGAGGGAUGGAAAGGGUAGCAAAAACCCGACUCAAAUGGUCUUGAGCUCACUGCGCAGAUCGAUGUUCACUUUGUUCCGAAUUUUAAAUGUAAAAGCAAGCUUUAUUAUGAAUAUAAUUCGGAGGAGUUAAAAAAGGAUACGGCUUGAACUACCCUUUACAUGGGGCAGGCACAGACUUCUGGUUUGACUGCUUAAGGUGCAUUUUCGCCACCGAGACAAUCACAGUGGUGUUGGUUUAUUCACCAAAUAAUAAUUGCCCAUUUGCCCCUA